Linum trigynum is the source of this 1217-nucleotide messenger RNA. The record is from the annotation of a GenBank genome assembly. Lineage: Eukaryota; Viridiplantae; Streptophyta; Magnoliopsida; Malpighiales; Linaceae.
GCACAUUCACUUCAAACAUAGCUCAAACAAAAUCACAUAUCACCAAUCAUAAAUACAAUCAAGCAAUAACAAUCACUUCAUCAAAUACUUAAAGCUCGUCAAACUUGAAAGAAUACGUAAGGCGUAGAAUUUACCCUUUUUACACUCACCUUAUUAAUCCAAUAAAUUGGCUCGAGUUGAACAUCCAACAGUCCAACGCCUUGCUUAACGUGCACCGGUUGUGCGAUCUCCUCCAAUUCAUCACCCACAGCCUUUGAAGCCAACAUUCGAGCCACUUUUGUGACUUGCAUUCCUAGUUUUUUUUUUGACUUCUCAGACACAAAUUUGUGUUGCAAGCCGGAUGGCAAUGGCUUACUGGCAUUGACAUGCACAUGGACCACAUCUCUCUUGGUCCACUUCUGUUGUAUGCAGUCAUACACAAAUCGUUUGUGCUGCGGGAUGGUUGCACUAGCAAAACCAAUUUGACGUUCAUUGCUUGAUGAAUACGAUGUCAAAAGCUUUUUUUUUUAAGGGAACUGACUUGCUUCGAAGAGUUAAACAAGAAAUCUACCUCAUCUAUAACCAGAACCUCCAGCGGAUCAAGCUUAAAUAUUUGCUUAUCAUGCAUUUGACACAAACUCGCUAUUGUUGCUACCACAACAGUAGGUUGUUCUGCCUUUAACCAACUCUUAUGUCUUCUCAACAUCCCUCCAUCCAAAAGCGCCAUGACAGUGCACGACAGACUUCUCCUCCAUACGACCAUGCAAUUCCAGUCUUGGUUCCUGCCGCCAGCUAGCCAAAGAAAACAUCCCUCUUAUCAACCCAUCUGUUUGGACAAUCCCAUGAAGCCUCCCGCUCGCCAAAGCAAGAUUGUUCUCCUGAUAAGGGAUCAGCUCGUAAUUGAGGGUACCAGAACGUAUGCUCUUCCACGACCCUGUUCUAAGCGAAUAGAGAUCGGAGACGAGAGGGGGGUAAUCUUGCCUCCGGAGGACGACGCAGCCGCAACCGUCAAAACCUUGAAAUCAUCGGCGCCAGAACUGAUUUGAACCCGGUCAUUAUCUUAAUUUCACUGGAGAGAUCGGGCUUGGAAUUUUUGGUGGGGAAGGGAAAGAAAAAAAAUCAGGUCAUGGGGUUUUCUUUGGGGAACCGAGAGAUAAAGCGGUUGCUCGGCUGAGGCUAGCUUAGGUUUAGAGGGAUUUUUUUUCUUUUUUUCAUAAUAAUAAAAUAAUAAUUAUUAU